Leguminivora glycinivorella is the source of this 906-nucleotide messenger RNA. Its product is annotated as serine/arginine repetitive matrix protein 1-like. The transcript has a single exon. Lineage: Eukaryota; Metazoa; Arthropoda; Insecta; Lepidoptera; Tortricidae. The coding region runs from base 1 to 906 and encodes 301 amino acids. The record is from RefSeq and is a predicted model, not a curated record.
AUGAACCCUACCACUAACAUAGUGGUCCUUCGAGCCGGAUCCAUGCAACGCACUCCAAUCAAGAUCGAAACACGUCGGUCUAAAGCGCGCCGUUUAGAACUAGAAAAGAGGGUUCUAGAAGAUCAACAGAAGAUGUCCCAAAAGGACGAGAAGAGUGAAGCACCUCAUGGUCAGAGUUCUACAGCCAGGUUGGAGGAAUUUGAGCCAGUUUCAAGUAUCCCGAGAGAUUUGGUUAACACAAAACCAAUUGAGGGUAGUGUGAAAUCUGAACCAACCGCCGCAGGAUUCCUCAAGAAAACGCUUCCUCCUUCUGCUUCGUACGUGAGCAAAGCUUCCAGCAGUAAGGGCUCAAGGAUGUCAUCGGCUUCUAGAACGGCUAAGAAGAAGCAACUUUUAUUAGAAGCCGCAAAACAAAAAGCUGCCAUACAGAUGGAGAUCAUCGAUAAGACUCUGGACGCUCAAUUAGCAGAGCUGGACGACGAGGAUCAAGAGUACGGUUCACAUGUAAGUCGAAGGAGUUAUUCUCGGAGUCACGUCGCUGAUUGGGUGGAAAAUCAGAGCAACUUGGAACCGCAAGAGGAUCAGCAGCAAGCCCCCGAGUAUGGAUUAAAUACGGGUGAGUUGCAUCAGCAUGCGCCACGUCCUCCGCCCGAGCUCGGCCCAGCGCCCCGAGCCACCGCGCCCGCGCCAGCCCCGGCGCUCGGCCCGGCCGCCCCGCUGCCGCCGCCGCCGCCGCCCGACGGUACCGUUAUGGCGCUCCAGAGUGCGAUCCAAGUUAUGGCCGAUGCUGUGAAGAACAUCUCCACUGCUAAUACACCGAAUACCAGCCUGCUCAGUCGACUCAGCACGCCGAUCGAAAGAUCUCCCCGAGUUCUCCGGCGAUUAUUUAGAGUGGUUGCAGUUUAA